AUGCCAUUUAUGAUGUGUUUUAUGUUUUCAUUAAUUUCAGGUAAAGCUGCAAAGCCACGGUGUUUUAAAAAUCUUGAUAUGGCAAAAUUACCUAUAACCUGGCGGUAUAAUCGAACGGCAUGGAUGAAUAGUACCUUAUUUACUAAUUGGUUAUACGAAUUUGAUAAAAUGAUUCAAAAACAAAAACGUCAAAUUUUCCUGUUCUUAGAUAAUGCACCAGUACAUCCACCUGAGAUCAAGUUAAAGAACAUCGCCAUUAAAUGUUUCCCCGCUAAUACAACAGCUGUUAUUCAACCUAUGGAUCAAGGUAUAAUUCGAACUUUCAACGCUUAUUGUCGAAAACAUCUUGUUCAACAUAUUAUUGCAAAUGCUAAUGGUGCCUAUUCAAGCGAUUAUAUUGUCAUAACGGUAUUAUAUGCUGUUUGUUGGAUUGAUUCUGCUUGGAAAUUCAUCACAGAGACAAUUCUACGUAAUACAUUUAAAGAAGCUGGACUUGAUAAUGCUGUUGUUUCCCCAGAUUCGAUCUUGAUACAAACAACAUUUACCAAUGACGAUAGUGUUGAACAAGAAAAUAAAUGUUUACAUGAACUUGAUAACGUACUUAAACAUUUAACAAUCGAUGAUGAUUUCAUUUCAGCAGCUGAUUUUGUCAGUGCAGAUGAAGAUGUGCCGGUUUUCUAUCAAUUGAACGAUGCUAGUGAGAAGAGAUUAGCUGUUGAUGGUAUUGCAAAUGAUGAUAUACCUAAUGGUAAUGAUUUAGAUAUUGAACAGCCACCAUCAUUGUCGUAG
Rotaria sp. Silwood2 is the source of this 789-nucleotide messenger RNA. NCBI's taxonomy places the organism in Eukaryota, Metazoa, Rotifera, Eurotatoria, Philodinida, Philodinidae. The record is from the annotation of a GenBank genome assembly.